GCCAUCUCUGGCCUUUUCCGUCGCUCCUCUGCCGGCAGUCUCUGUUCCUCAGGUCGUUGCCUAUCCGUGGCCGGCCUCUUAGCGCUUCUUCCCGGAAUCCUGCGGUUCCUUGUCACCCUGCAGCCCCCUGAGGCUCAGGGCGGCUCUGCCGUUUGCGUCUUCGCGGGCCGCCCCGGGUGAGGCCUGCCGCGCGUGGUGAGUCGGCGCGGACCUGACCCGCGUCCCCGCGAAGCUCUGCUGAGGCCGCCGCGGUCCCGGGAUGCCGCGGCCGGAGUCGGCCGCUGCGGGCCGUUGGGGCAGCAGGAUGCUCGCGCUCCUGCUGCUGUUGCUGUUGCCCGCGCCUGGCGGCGCCUCCGAGAUUACCUUCGAGCUGCCGGACAACGCCAAGCAGUGCUUCUACGAGGACAUAACUCAGGGCACCAAGUGCACCCUCGAGUUCCAGGUGAUUACUGGUGGUCACUAUGAUGUAGACUGUCGAUUAGAAGAUCCUGAUGGUAAAGUGUUAUACAAAGAGAUGAAGAAACAGUAUGAUAGUUUUACCUUCACAGCUUCCAGAAAUGGGACAUACAAAUUUUGUUUCAGCAAUGAAUUUUCUACUUUUACACAUAAAACUGUAUAUUUUGAUUUUCAAGUUGGAGAAGACCCACCUUUGUUUCCUAGUGAGAACCGAGUCAGUGCACUUACCCAGAUGGAAUCUGCCUGUGUUUCCAUUCAUGAAGCUCUGAAGUCUGUCAUUGACUAUCAGACUCAUUUCCGAUUGAGAGAAGCACAAGGCCGCAGCCGAGCAGAGGAUCUAAAUACAAGAGUGGCCUAUUGUCACAGUGUGGAUACAAGUCAAGGCCAUCUCGAGCCUGAGUCCAGGAAGGCUGAAAUUGUCUCCUUGUGCGACGUUGUGGAGCAGAGCAAUACUACAGAGAAGCAGACAGGAGAGCAAGAGGGAGCGGAGGUUGGAGAAGAGAGUCCUGAAGGGGAAGCAGAAGAAGAGGUGUUCCUCAAAUUUGUGAUACUGCACACAGAAGAUGAUACAGAUGAAGCCCUGAGAGUCCAGGAACUGCUACAGAAUGACUUUGGUAUCAAGCCUGGAAUAAUCUUUGCCGAAAUGCCAGGUGGCAGGCAGCAUUUGCAGAAUUUGGAUGACGCCGUGAAUGGGUCUGCAUGGACAAUCUUAUUACUUACUGAAAACUUUUUGAGAGACACUUGGUGUAAUUUCCAGUUCUACACAUCCCUCAUGAAUUCUGUGAACAGGCAACACAAAUACAACUCUGUUAUACCCAUGCGGCCCCUGAACAACCCCCUUCCCCGAGAAAGGACUCCCUUCGCUCUGCAAACCAUCAAUGCCUUAGAAGAGGAAAGUCGUGGCUUUUCUACACAGGUAGAAAGAAUUUUUCAGGACUCUGUGUAUAAGACACAACAAACUAUAUGGAAAGAAACAAGAAAUAAGGUCCAAAGGCAAUUUAUUGCCCAAGAUGAAGCAUACAACACAUGGGUGGCUUCUGUUUUGUAAGCUAUGUAAAUCAUUAAUCUGGUAAAAAGCAAUUUCUAAGAAAUGUCCGGAUAAAAAGGAGCUCACUCUUAUAGAAAUUGAUGGAGCACAGGAAAGAUUCAUUUCUGCUGGACAAUCUGUAGAACUAUGAUAAUGUGCAGUGUUUCAGUAAACUCGAGGUUGUUGGAGGUUCAACUUUCCUCUCACAGUUUUCCUAGUUCAUGGCUAUGACAAAGGAUGCUCUCACUUUGUGUUCCUUGCACUGAACCUUGAACGAGAAUAACAGACUUUUUAAAAUGUGAUCAAUUUUGUUCUCAAAGAAACGAAGAAGAAAAUGGCCCGAAGAGGUCUAACCACUCUCACUCUUGAGGCCCCUCUUGUUACUGUUGUAGCAAAGUAUUCCAGAUACUGUCACCCAGAAAUAUGCAUUGCUAGAAUAGAGCAUUUAGAAAGCUGAUGAAGUGAAAUCAGAAGUAGAUGUGAGAACGGUGGUGCUUUUUCAAAGAAUCCACUCAAAUAUAUUUUCUGCUGGAAUUUGCAUGUUUGGAAGCAGGUCCUGCUGAUUAGCAGCCCUUUGAUCCUAUGGUAGUUAUGAAUUCAUGGACUGGUGGGACUCGUAGCAGGCAACUAGGGAGGCCACGGAGAUGUGCCCCAGUCUGACGCUCUCCAUGUUAGGCAUCGUCUGUAACCAGGGUUUUAUUUUCAGAGCUUCUGAGAAGUGUAGGUUGUGGGUGAUUACCCAUAUGUUCUCCUUUAAAAUCAGUAACUUCUCUUACAGCCUUUAAAAAGUUUCCCUCGCACACUGUGCUCUACUCAGGAAAUAUUUCUCUUCUACUGCCCUACGUGUGUGUGCAUGUUAUGGAUUAUCUUUGAAGACUUAUGGUAGAAGGAAGAGAUGUAUUUUAUCACCUCCUCUUCUAGUGCCCUAGGCUCAUAACAAUCCAGACAGGCCCCAAACAUAUCUAUUUCUUUCUCUCACAGCCCUUCUGCCCAUCUGAGAUUGGGGAAGUGCCAUGAAGCACAGAUCUGGGACAGGGCAGAGAAGGCAUGUCAUGUAAUGAGAAAAGCACCCGCCAGGGGGCAAGAGACCUGAUUCUAGUCCAAUCUCUGCCGCGGGGAAUGAAGGUGAUACUGGGUGAGCUUCUUGCUCUCCUUCAUCUGUGAAAUUAAAGAGUUGGACUAAUGGAUCUCUGAAGGCUUUUGUCCUUUUCCAGGAUGUGAAAAGCUGGGAAGCAGAAAAGGGAACAAUCAAAGAGAUAGAAUUUUAUAAGGUGAUAUAUAAUAGUUGCACAAGGCUUUAUAUAUGCUUACAGUGAAAGAAUGUUUUUGUGUAAGAACUUGAUUUUAAUCCUGUCUACUAUAUUUUUACAGUCAUGAUAAAGUUUGUACACGUUUACUCAAUUUUUUAAAAAUAUGCUUUUUAUAGGGACCUCCAAGAAAAGACACUCUUUAUAAUUGUUUUUUCAUCUUAUCCCCACCUUUCUGAGUCCCCUUCUACUACUGGGAUCUGCUCAUAUCUUUUUUCAACUCACAUCUUCAUAACUGCAAACUAGAAUGUUUGUGGUUAUGUGUGUGACGCAGACCUCCUGUUCUGUAACACUAUUGGAAGAGAUUAUUUUCAUCACCUGGAAACAUUUUCUUAACCUUAACAUCCUUUUUUGUAAUAGUAGCAUACUACUCAGAUUCAUUCUCAGUUUUAGUAUUCACUUUUUUGCUGUAAUGCUUCCUGUAUCUCAAAUUUCAUGUAAUAAUAAAACAUUAACCACCCAUCCUUCAUACUUGCCAAACUGAAAUUGAUGCUGUAUGAUAUUUUUAAAUAAAUGUUUUUAUUCUUUA
Messenger RNA from Heterocephalus glaber (naked mole-rat), 3319 nucleotides. RefSeq names its product transmembrane p24 trafficking protein 7 (gene Tmed7). The record is from RefSeq and is a predicted model, not a curated record. NCBI's taxonomy places the organism in Eukaryota, Metazoa, Chordata, Mammalia, Rodentia, Bathyergidae.